Molecule: messenger RNA, 624 nt
Organism: Musa acuminata subsp. malaccensis (wild Malaysian banana)
Lineage: Eukaryota; Viridiplantae; Streptophyta; Magnoliopsida; Zingiberales; Musaceae
Source: RefSeq, a predicted model, not a curated record
GGAGGUGGAUACAAUACAUGUUUGGGUGCAAAGCUCUAUCAUCCCCAUCCCAAUACAUGAAGAGUCCAAGAGCCGACGAAGACGAUGCAGAGCUGCUGCUGUCGCUCUCCUGCGUGGCGACGACGGCGAAGACCCACAGUGAGCCGAGGGCGGCGGUCGGUGUCUUCGAGUGCAAGACGUGCAGUCGCCAAUUCCCGACUUUCCAAGCGCUCGGCGGCCACCGGACGAGCCACAAGCGCCCGAGAACCGAUCGUUCCGCCUCCAAACGCAGCGUGCAUCGGUGCUUCAUCUGUGGCAUGGAGUUCGCGAUGGGGCAAGCUUUGGGCGGCCACAUGCGCCGCCAUAAGCCCACGGCCGAGGAGUACUCGAAACAGACUCAUCAGAAGAAGGAAUCGAGCAUGGCUGGUCUACAGAUUGACGUCUCCGAUGAUGAUCGGAUUGUAGCCCAUACGAGUGGUUCUUAUCAUCAGCUGCUUCAGUUAUUCGUAUAGAGAAAUACAGGAUUUGAUUGUAAUAUACAUUUUUCGUUUCUUUUCUAUAGAAAUUCGCGUUCAAAGCUGCUAUCACAUAGGAAUAGAGAAAUUAGAUAUUUCAUAUGCAUAGAAAUAUGAUUGAGAGAGACUA